This is a messenger RNA of Seriola dumerili (greater amberjack), 3689 nucleotides long. Its product is annotated as mucin-6-like. The record is from RefSeq and is a predicted model, not a curated record. Bases 157 to 3636 code for a protein of 1159 amino acids. The transcript is spliced from 11 exons. Lineage: Eukaryota; Metazoa; Chordata; Actinopteri; Carangiformes; Carangidae.
GCCUCUUCGUUUCGCUGCUGGGACUGUCCGCAGGAAAACUGGAGAUCAUUUUCGCUUUUCGCGGCGUGCCCGUCCUCAUCAUAACGCAAGUCUGGAAAACCUGUAUGGAUUUGGGAUUAAAACGUUCUCCGACACUGAAAUGUCUCAGGAUUGGAAAUGCAGCUCAACGCCUGUCUGUUGCUUUUUAUUAUCACAACAGAUAAAACAUUGGCCUUGUCGCACCAAUGCUGUGGUGGAAAUGUCAGCCUGGAUCAAGAGCCCGAUGGUCACAUCAGUCUCACUUUACCUGGACUUUUUACUGACACCAACAGACCUGACUCCAUGAACCACGAGUCUGAGGAGACCCCUUCACUUUGUACUUGGAUGAUAGAUAUUCCUGUGGGGAGGACGGUACUUUUGAAGGCGGUGCGGUUGGAAAGUGGUUCAAACAUAUCAGUGCGCUGUGUUUGGAAUGAGGAAGAUCAUGUCCUGGAGAACGAGGGGACAGCUCUGCUCUCCGGUUGUGACGGAAACAAAGCCACCCUCGCUUGGUCAGGAGCAGGACACUCCUCAAAUGCAAUUCAGCUGUCCUAUUAUGUCCAGGAAGAUGAGAGGAAUUCCUCGGAGGACCACACCAGCCCACAUACAGACCGAGGCCUCGUACCUCGGUCUCAGACAGGAACCAGCUUUACAAGCGCAACUCCUGUUAGUCAAGAGGUGGUGAGAGGAACAGAAGGGGUCAGAGGCCGCCUCCACGAAGGUCUGGAGUGGAGUCCUGGGCUUCAGUCUGUGUCUGGUACCUCCUCUCAGGACCAGGGGCCGCUGCACCCCACCUCACCCCUGCACGGACUCACUGUGGCUGGGAGGUCCGAUAGGGAAACUCUCCCUCUUCCUGAGGAAGGACCAAACAAUGGAGCGGAUACAUCUGGAGCUGAUCACCUCACUGAUGGUCCCAUAUCUGCCAGAGAGAGAACACACCCCUGUUUUCAACAUACACUCCAUACAGACACUUUAAACGCCGUAAACACAGAAACAAACCCUGGCAGCGAGCUCCCUCAAACCCAGAUGGCACUGACAGAUGCAACAGCCAGUAGCACCGACACCUUUCUUGGCACAGACACAUACAAGCAUGCAAUCAGUCACACAUCUAAACACACAGACAAACAUAUAACCACACAAGCUCAUUCCACUGUGUCCAGCUCCAGCAUCCCGCCUCUCACCUCUUCUCCCCCUGAGCUACACGCCCUGACAACCUGGGAGAGUAGUACCGUCCUAAUCCCAGGUGGUGGAGCUGUUAGCGGGACACUUGGAGAGAACCAACGCCAUUCCUGGAGGAGCCAGAGAAGCACAGACAGACUUAACUCUGAUCUGACCUCUGCCGUCACAUCUGACCCUUUAACAUCGCCCAGCGAACCUCCGCAGGAUGACUCCAGCAGUGAACCCGCCGAAUCAUCUACAUCCUCACAGGCUCCCGCCGAGACUCACCAGUCACCCAACACCCACAUCACAGAGCUUGACGCCGCUGUUAGUACCGCGGUGGCAGACGCGUCGUUUCAUCCAAACACGAGUCGAACCGACUCCUUUGAAUCUGCUGCAUCAGAUGUUUCCAGUCAAACUGCUGCGUUUGGUACAUUUGACGACACGGUAGAGCUUCACACUCCCGCUCCUUCCGCUCGGAGUCAAACGAAGUCUCCACAAAGCACAGAGAGCCUCACAAACUCUCCUCACACACCCUCUACAUUCACACACACACGAACAGAAAGUACACAAAGGAAUUUCAUUAAUGCACACAUGACUACAAACAGCAUUCCCUCGUCGUCGUCUGUCAUUACCAAAGUUGAAGACAGCACUUCGAGUUUCACAGGUUCAUCUUCUACACUGGCAGAUGUUGUCCAAAGCUCAGCUGCCACAGGAACUGCUGCUGAAACGUAUACACUGCGUCCCACCUACACACCCCUGCGUGAAAACUCACCCACAAAUUCACCGACUCCCGUUCCUCCUUUGUCAUUCAGUACAUCUCCACACCGACCUACCGCGGUUUCCGGUAGUUCACACACCACUCACACGCCCACAUCUCUAACCUCCUCUGUCACUGAAUCCACCGUGCACACAGUCUUAGCCAACAACGAGCCUGUGCCUACAUCCUCACAAGCAUCAACAAUCAACCCUACAUCUUCACACACGCCUUUGCUGUCUUCUACUGACGUCCCUGCUACGCAUAAACAGUCCCACAACCACAUUACUACAACACGUACUCCUCUGCUCUCACUCACAACUGCAAAAUUAGAAUAUGGAUAUGGAGGCAGAGAAGUAGAAAUGGAGAAAGAGGAUGAGUCCAGCAGCGCCACCACACGCACUCCCACAGCUGACCCACCAGGGCGACCUUCACCCUGGACAACCCCACAUCCCAGCCAGGACGGCCAUGUAGCGCUCACACCUUCUGCUUUAACCUCCGCACCCACUUGGAGCUCCACAACGAGUCAGACACCCAAGUUUUACAUUGUGCCAGACCUGCCUGCAGCUGUUAGAGUGGAGUCAGUUGAGCUGCUGCUGCAGAUAAUUGUAGAAGAGUCCAAAUCGGAUUUUACCGCCGGCUUGGAGGAAGACACUGUUGCUUGGGUGGAGCCAUACCUACAGAAAGCCCCGGGGUUCAGCAGGCUGCUUGGGGUCUGGAGCAGUGGCCAUGCAGUGCAGAGUGUGGUGGAGUUUAAAACCAGAGGGGCUCUGCAGUGGCUCAGCGUGACGGGACCCACAUCACUGUUGGAGCGAACAGGGCUUGCUCAGGCAGUUCGUGAGGGGAGGGCGUUCAGAUCGUCUAAGGUCACCAACAUCACAUUAGGAGGUCUGCAGGGUGAUGUGUGUGACUGGUUGCUACAGUGCCCAGCAGGCUACAAAUGUCUGUCCCAGCCGGGUGCAGCAAACUAUAGCUGUUCCUCUGUCUGUCACUUUGACUACUGCCACCACCACGGCAUCUGCACACACCAUCCGGGACAACUUCCAGUUUGCCGCUGCCUUGUAGGAGAGGACUUCUGGUACAUGGGUCAGAGGUGUGAUGUGAGGAUGACCCGAGCGCGGCUAGUAGGCGCAUGUCUUGCCAUCCUACUCGUCAUGGUGACAGUCAUCGGUGUUUUGGCCUUUGUGGCAGUGCGGCGCUAUCGAGCCGUCCUAAUCCAGGCCAAAGUAGAUCAGACUCGCAGCAGCUAUCGCAGGUUCAACCAUUUUGAUGAGCUCUCAGGUCGGUUCUGGUUGCGUUCGUGGGCGGGAUCAGCAGACUCACUGGACAAUCCGGCCUUCACACGCUCCGAUGAAUUACUGCACCUGCGGGCUCUCGACCGCCCCUGCUGUUACCACGACGACACGCUGUCACUGGCUUCCACCUGCCCCAGCCACGGAACACGCAUCAAUACGAUAUACCCACACAGCUCUCAAUAUGGUUGGAGGGGAAGUGAAAUGAGUAUGGGGGAUGGCGUGUUGGACUCAGGUAAGGCCAGUGACCUUUCCGUCUGUAGCUGGCCUGUGGAACCCAUUCAGUGGACUCCAUUCCCACUUCUGCAGCAACUGGCUUCCCACAGGACACCCACAGUGAGGGUUUCAAGGCCCCGGUCCUACUGUGAAGGCAUGGAGCUGGUAGACCUUGGGAAGAGCUGGACUGCUUGACACAUCAAGAAUUAAAUCUGCUCCGACACUGGUAUUUGCAGCUCAUUGCAAUC